This is a messenger RNA of Symbiodinium pilosum, 2357 nucleotides long. The record is from the annotation of a GenBank genome assembly. Lineage: Eukaryota; Dinophyceae; Suessiales; Symbiodiniaceae.
AUGAAUCGCGGGGCAUUGGCCCCUCAUGCUGCAAGCAUAUUGAUGAAGCUACUCUAUGCUGCGCGCAUACGCCGCUUCGAUUUGCUUCGAUCCAUCAAUAAUCUUGCUCGCAAGAUCACCAAGUGGUCCGUUAAAGAGGAUGCCGGGCUUCUCCACUUAAUCAGCUACGUCCAUCACACCAAGCAUCAUAAGAUGAUUGGGUGGGUAGGCAACAGUCUUAAGGAUCUUUCCAUUGGGUUGUUUGCGGAUGCUGACUAUGCUGGUUGUGGCGAGAGCCUCCGGUCCACCUCGGGUGCACACAUGCACAUACAGGGGAGUCACACCCGUUUUCCCCUGGCCGGGAUUAGUAAACGUCAAGGAUGCGUCAGCCACUCCACUCCAGAGGCUGAGAUCGUCGCUGCUGACUACGCUAUGUCUCGGAUCGGCCUACCGGCUAUUACACUUUGGAAACUGUUGUCCGCGGGAGAUCCUAAUUUUGUGUUUUAUGACGACAACCAAACCAUGAUUGGCGUCGUACGCACGGGUAGGAAUCCGACCAUGCGUCACCUUGAGCGUUCUCAUGGUAUCCGCAUUGCGUGGAUGCAUGAGAUGUUCCAGGAGGGUUAUGUUGGUCUGGCAUAUGAGGUCACCGCGAAGAUGGCGGCCGACAUACACACGAAGGCGUUCAAAGAUGGCAUAUCGUGGGCGCACGCGUGUCAGCUUAUCAACAUUUUCCCUCCUGAGCAGCUUAACUCGGUCGACAUCAUGGAUAUGAUGAAGCCUACGCAUGACCAGGUUGCGGACGCUAAAGGUAAGAGCCAACGUGUACACAACUACCGGAAUCAGACCCCGUGCUUCCCCUACACUGAAACCCCGAUAUUGCCUGAAGAACUUCAUCGGGCGGGCCUUUCCAGCAAGGAAGGCCUACAGGAACUCGAUGGGUGUGAUCCCAUCGUUGUCGUCAAGUUCCCCCGCGCGUUACGUCCGCCGCCGGCCGCUAUACCGCCUGGUCGUUAUCUACGGUCCACAUGGGUGUUGCGUGAAGGCAAGUGGGCGCGCUUGGAGGAUCAUGUCGAUAUUCCUGAACAUCGCCAACAGUUUGAUCGGUAUGUGGAACGUGCUGUGUUUCAGUACCACUUCCAGCGCGCCAGUCUUUCUUCUUCUCCGGCGGCGGUGUCACCUACGGUGCCCGCGUCGCAUGUCGGUGUACUUCCUGUUCACCGUUGCGGCGUGUCCCUACAAAGGGUGGUUGCCGCGCUCGCGCGCGCCAUCCAUGGGGGGAGUGUGGGACAGAUUUAUGACAUUUUCGAACGUAAUGUGGACAUGCAUAUCCCAUGGUUUUGGAGCUGUCUCUGUCAAAGCUUGGCUACCCGUGUCGAUGUUGACCGAAAGAGAGGAAAAUGUAACCUGAUUGGCGAUGUGCCUUAUGUUCCUGCCAAUGUGCAAGUGAAACCAACUCGCAAGCCUCCCGUCAUCAAGUUCUGCAAUGCCAAAGGUGAAGUGCUAUACACCUACGAGUCGGCCAAAUUCCUUGAUGAUGCUCAAGGCGGCGAGCUUAGCACCUCGCUAGAUCCAGAAUUCGCCGCUGAGAUAACCAUCUGGGGGGCUGACCUGGCCAAACCGUUAUGGGUUCUAGCAGGAGUUGAUGAAGAAAACUGGUGGAACGAGUUCGUGCCAGACGAGGUUCAAAUCGUGUGCUCGGGAUCUAAGUUGUCCGGGCCCGCCUCGGGAUACUAUGAGCGAGUAAUCGAGAAAUGCAUAUCCAAAGCAGAUGACCUCGUAUAUGUUGGCUCUGGCACAGUCGGAGUCUCUUCAUGGCUGGACAAACAUCCAAGAGCGCAAGACGAACCCCGAUGUGAGUCGCCUGAGUACCCCUACGGGGACUUGGGCCUCAUGGCAGCCAAGAUUGCCAAGCGUGGUAUUCGUGUUGUGUUCGAGUUGCCUGGUCAUGAUAGAAUUCAUAGCUCCGAACAGCGCAAGACGAUGGUGAACAGCAGCGGGGCCAAAAGGACAGUGUUCGACGGAUGCUGCUUUGGGCAUCGUGUGAAUAUGUCGUCGCAAAUCGCCUAUGUCAAGUCCAAGUGGAAUAUGCUGACAUGGGGGGUUGACUUGAGCGCGCUGUCCAAAAUGCGCGACGGGAAGCAUUCACAUGUGAACGUCGGGGCGCAGGAAGAACAUGGCGGGGACUCAAGGAGGACUAGUAAAGUCGCCCGAAAACUUCUGCAAAGCUUGGCUAGUGACGGUACCAAGGAUGCUCCCGUGACGGCGUGUCCGUCAAAGGGCGAAACCGUUGACAGAGUCAUGAUUGAGUUUUGUUGCGGGCAAGACAGCCAUGCCUGCCAGGGCCUGCCAGAGCAGAGCCUGCAUAGCCUGCCAAG